Molecule: messenger RNA, 3213 nt
Organism: Salvelinus sp. IW2-2015
Lineage: Eukaryota; Metazoa; Chordata; Actinopteri; Salmoniformes; Salmonidae
Product: ras-related protein Rab-4B
Biological process (GO): regulation of endocytosis; vesicle-mediated transport; Rab protein signal transduction
Cellular component (GO): insulin-responsive compartment; recycling endosome; plasma membrane
Molecular function (GO): GTPase activity; GTP binding
Source: RefSeq, a predicted model, not a curated record
ACACGUCAUAACGUAGGUGCGUAGUUGUGUUGUUGGUGGAGGAAAGGGAAACGGUGUGGCGAAGUCAGAAAUCUAAAGGGAGGUGUAAUUGCUACUUUAGAAAACACGAAAAAACAACACAACAUCCUUCACAUACGGUACGAAGACACCAACUAAGAAAAUCCGUCUAAGUCCAUCGUUUUUAAAGCGGGGGCCGACAUGUCUGAAACAUACGACUUCCUGUUUAAGUUCCUGGUGAUUGGCAGUGCUGGGACAGGGAAAUCUUGCCUCCUGCACCAGUUCAUUGAGACCAAGUUCAAGCAGGACUCCAACCACACCAUCGGGGUUGAGUUUGGUUCCAGGGUGGUCAACGUCGGGGGUAAGACGGUUAAACUACAGAUCUGGGACACAGCUGGACAGGAGCGCUUCAGGUCUGUGACUCGCAGCUACUACCGUGGAGCGGCAGGGGCGCUGCUUGUCUAUGACAUUACAAGCCGGGAGACGUACAACGCCCUGACCAACUGGCUGACAGACGCACGGACGCUGGCCAGCCCCAACAUCGUCAUCAUCCUGUGUGGGAAUAAGAAGGACCUGGACGCGGACCGAGAGGUCACCUUCCUCGAGGCGUCCCGCUUCGCACAGGAGAACGAGCUGAUGUUCCUGGAGACCAGCGCUCUGACAGGGGAGAACGUGGAGGAGGCCUUCCUCAAAACUGCCCGCACCAUCCUCAACAAGAUGGAGUCAGGUGAAUUGGACCCAGAGCGAAUGGGUUCCGGUAUACAGUAUGGAGAUUCUUCCCUGAGGCAGCUGAGACAGCCCAGAGGUACCACCGCACAGAUCAAGCAGCAGUGUAACUGCUAGGGGCCGGACCCCCACCCUCACCCUUCAACCCCACACUCACAGGACGCCCCCUAAAGCUCUAGGUGUUUUGGGAUGUGCAGGACCCCUCUCCCUUCUGCAACCCCUUACACACUUACAGCAUACUUGGACCAGCCGCCGUGGAGAUGACCUGCAACCCCUGACUUAUUGGUAAGAGUCUAUACUUCCUGCCAAGGGAGGUUACCCGGGCCCCUGGGUCCUAGGCCGGGAGACCCUGUGGUGUGAACUGUGCUGGGAACAUAAGACAGUCAAUAUCUGGCAUGACUGUCAGGGUCAGGGGUUGUGUGUAGGGGAUGUCCCGUUUUUACCCUUUUGUUGUUUUUAUCAGCACACGCACGCACGCACACGCACAGACAGAGACAGUACACACACCACCUGUAACUGAAAGUUCAUGAAGGAUGAAUUGCAAAACACACAUGGUCAACUUCCUCAUUCAUACGCAGCCUGUUAGACUGCACUAUCAGGUUGUUUGACAAGUUCUUGUGUUUUACACAUCACUCACUAUUAUUAUUAUAUUUCUGUUUUUUAUAAGCUGAAUUUAACCUUUGUUUGCACUGAACAGUACUUCUUAUCAAGCCUGCUAUUCACAUUCUGAUAACCAGGCAAACCUAAGUCUCCCAAACCCAAACUUGACUACUCUGCAACCCGAAAAGAGCCGUUUACCACCAACACCCAAGCAUGAGCAGGUUGUUGGGUCAGUUGUGAAUGCUUCCUCAAUUAUUGUCCAACCUUUUCCCCUUGUUGUUCUCCUGGCUUCAGAUGUCACUGAUUCCACCGGUCUAAAUGUUACCACAUGUAACUUGACUUUGGGUAUAAAUGGCAUUGAUUCUAAUCUAACAGACAACUUCUCCAAGGUUUGAUUUCAAUUAAUGCAAUUUAUCAAGUGGAGUAGAGAAAUGCUUGACGUUGUGGAUGUAUACAGUCCCCUCAACACCCCACCCACACAAUUUUUUUGUUGUUGUCACUACUAGCACCUCCCAAAGGGAAAUCGAUUCACUCCAUAAGGCACUCAAAGGCCUGUGGGUCGUGUCCAUAGCACAAGGAUGAGUACGGUUUCAGUUCAGUCUUCUCUUAUGGUUUUCCAAAGGACCCCAAUGACCACUUGUUGUUCCCCAUUUAUCAGCUGCAUAUCUAAUGUCACUGCUUGCCUUUGCCAUGUAAGGGUUACACUCUGUCUCAAUCUCAGGCUCUAUCGCGCCCUGGGGGUGGGGAGGUUAUCUCUGAGAAUGUAACCCCAUCUCUGCCCUCUUCAUUUCUCUGCUGCUCUGAGUUUGCAUGUAAAGACCUGUCACAGGAAGCUAGACUGGUUUCAGUGUCACUAGUGGGAAAUAUUCAGGUUACAGAGCCAGGCUGCAGUCUGUAGCAUUCAACUGCACUUCUUGUUUUUACAUUUUGCCUCUUCCACCUAUCAUUUUCUGACUGUCAUAUAGCAUCAGGUUAUGAAAAACAAACAUUUAGAAUUUCAGGCCCUUAUGCACCCGUACCUAAUUCCUAAGCAAUGCUACUGUUUGGACUCCACUAAGAGCAGUUUAUCUGUUACACUGAAGCAGCCUUGAGAAGAUGGCUAUCAAAAUGCCACUGUGACAUCAUCAACCUGAGAAAGACUGGUCCCAUUUUGUGUAAACACAUUUUUUUUUAAAGUCUGCUUUGUUACUUUUUUUCCUCCUCUGCAAGUGCACUUUCACAUGAGAUUGUUUUGUUUAUAUACUGUAUCUAUAGAAUUGUACAAAUUGAAAUAUAUACUGUAAUAAAAGAGCAAUUGGAGAGGUAAUCAUUCCUCACUAAAGAACAACUGAGAUUUUGUCCUUUCUCUCCCGGUAUCGACUGACUGACCCAAGCCUCCUGUUCUAGUCUCCCUCUCCAGGGUUGUGUCAAAAUGAUUCACUCUAAAAAAAAUUGACUUGUUAUUUGUAGCUUCCUGCUGCUGUGUAGGGGUGAUGUAACAUUUGACAAUUACUGUGACUUCCUGAGCCCGUGUGAGUGUGCGGACCACAGACUGACGGCAAUCAGUCAGUCAUGUCUCACUACCAUAGUGAUGCACUCCCUGCUGCUUGACCCUAAGACCAUUGAACCUUGGCCUCAAUGUCUUGUGUAUUCUAUUGAAUGCAUCGUAAGCACUUAGUAAUAGGCUAAUGGUCAUGUGAUUAACUUCUGUCAUUUCGACUCGAAACGGAGCAGAAUCUCAGUUGUUGCUUAGUAACCAAUGUGAUUAAAUAAUUGUAGGUACUACUGUACAUCUGAAUAAUCUAUGCUGUAAAUACAUUUUCAGUUUGUGUAUUGGAUUUGUUUUUGGCAGGGAAGGGUCGCUUGUUCAUUUUAAGAUGUAUUCUAAAUAAACACAGCUUUUUAACUCUG